Messenger RNA from Drosophila mojavensis, 1273 nucleotides. RefSeq lists its product as uncharacterized. Lineage: Eukaryota; Metazoa; Arthropoda; Insecta; Diptera; Drosophilidae. Bases 91 to 1134 code for a protein of 347 amino acids. The transcript is spliced from 2 exons. The record is from RefSeq and is a predicted model, not a curated record.
GAUCGUGCCACAUUUUGUGACUGGCCAGCGUGUGGUGCGCACACACUCAGUAUUCAGUGCAACGAUUCUUCUCUCUGACAUGCACCAAAGAUGAGCCGCUUUGUGAGUUUGUUAACGUUUCUCGCGCUGUGCGCCACCUUGGCCGGCAGCCAGCAGCAGGACACGGGCGAGACGACCACUGCUGCCUCGGAGGAGGCUGCGCGCGGUCUGGCAAGCAGCUAUGAGCCGGAAGAUAGGCCGACGCAGCGGAGGAACUCCCACAUCUACAUGGGCAUCUAUAAGAACUACAAGAGUACCUAUCUGGGCAAUAAGACGACCAGCGAGUAUCGGAAGCGAUUGCGUGAGCGAGUGAGUGCUGCGCACCUAGCCAACAAUGAGGCGAUUGAGGAGCCGGCCACUGAGGGAGAUGAGUACCUGGUGCAGCGACAGCAGCAGGAGGUGGCCAUCGAUGAUGCACUGGCGCAGGAGCUGCGCAACGAGGCGAAUGCCGAGGCGCUGCUGGAGGCACAGACCGAUGCACCCGUCUAUGAUGAGAACGAGACGGCGGCGGGCAAGAAGCGGCGCAAGCGCAAACGCAAGAACCGUAACAAUGUAAAGAAACUGGAUGAGCAGCUCCCGGAGGCAGAGACCGAGUUGGAUGAGGAGCCCAACGAGGAGGCGGACAACGUGGAGCGCUACCAUGUGGGACCCGGUCUCAAUGUCAGCCUCGACAUGAGCAACGAUAUCGUGCGCGUGAAACUCGACGGCGAGAACUUAAAGGAGAUACUCGCCGCGCGCUGGCUGACCGCGGAUAACAGCGAAGAAGGUCGCGGCAAGAAGUAUGAUAUGAUGACCAAAGUGUUGCCGCUGUUCAUCUUACCUUUUCUCAUCCAAUCGGCGAUUGUGCCGUUCCUGGUUACCAAGCUGAAGCUGCUGCUGGUCAAGUCCAUUUUGGUCGGCAAGCUGGCCAUAUUCCUGCUCAUCAUAUCGGCCAUCAAGAACAGCAACAAAAUGAUGCAGUCCUACGAGGUGGCGCCCUCCUAUUGGGCCAGCGAGCCCAGCCGCAGAUCCGAGCUGGCGGCGGCUGCCUCAUCCGCGUCAGCUGCCUACAAUGGAUACCGAGUGGAGGGCAAACCCACUGCCUGGGUCAACUAGAGACAGGGAGAGAGAGAGGGAGCGGGAAUUAGUGAGAGAGUUUAGACAGCUAGUUGAUUAAACAAACAAAAGACACAAAUUGCAAUAAGUUUCGCAUUAAGUUAUAAAAUAUGAAAAUAAAAUAAAAACAAAUCUGGUG